AUGCAGCAACGACUUCUCGGACGGGGUGUAAGACCCGCUGUCGAGAUAUCCGACCUCCGCCGCGAGACCAUGACCGACGGCGAUGCUCGUGAAUUGCUUUCCAUGUACGUAGUCAUUCGUCACGAGAAGUGGAUCAGCCCCAACGGAUUCGACGACGAUGGCAACCCGGUGCGUCCGACGUGGGAAAGGAUAUCGCGCUUCGAGGAUCCCAACAUAUCGCAGCAGGAGGCCAUUCACAAGGUCCGCGAACUGACGAAGGGUGGGUCAGUGGCAUUUAAGAAGGGCCAGCUGGGCGUGAAUAUACAACGCCAGUUGGAGGAAACGAAGCGUGCCCUUAAAGAAGAGGAUCCCGACACACGCUAUCGGUACAUCCUCACCCAGCUGGAUUGGACGACGAGGAGAAUUAACGAAGACUCAGCACGGCUGCAUCAAAAUGAGAAACAGAGAAAGCACAAAACCCAUAAGGAUAGAAAGGACAGCAAAGGGGGGAGAGAGGAAAGGACCGAGCAAGUCAAGUCGUCCAAGUCCAAGGACAAGGGUAAAAGUGAGCGAGUAUCCGUCACGGCCUACUUCCAGAGGGUACCAAGGAAGAGCGAGGACGUGGUUAUGAUGGUUAAGGAGCUCAAGACGAGCGAACAUCAGUUUUUCCAGCCAAGCGAGCAGGCUGCGGCCGACGGUGGCACAGCGCCUCGCCUGGCUCAGGUGAUGCCCCCAGUUGAACCUCACCAACGCCAUCAACCUCAGCAACCUCAGCAGCGUCAUCAGCCUCAUCAGUCUAUGCAGCCAACACAUCCAAGCAUAGCGCAGCCGGUGCCAUCAGCGCAGCAGCAAUCUCAGCUACCUCAGGAACCUCAGGGGCCUCAGCAGGCUCAUCACCUGAGCACGAAAUACAAUCACGGCAACCUCAUCAACCUCAUCAGCCUCUACAACCAGCACAUCCAAACACAGCGCAGCCGACGCCACCAGCACAGCACCAAGCUCAGCAGCUUCAACAGCCUCAGCCGCUUCACCAGUACCCUCAAUUUGCGCAGGCACAGCAGUCAGGGCAGUAUCAACGUCAGCAAGCUCACCAGUUUGCACAGCCAACACAGUCUCAUCAACUUCAUCAGCCCCUUCAAUCUAUGCAGCCAGCGCAUGAAGACAUGGCGCAGCCGGUGCCGCCAGCACAGUACCAACCUCGACAACCUCAACAACCUCAGCAGCCUCAGCAGCCAGGACAAUCUCAUCAGCCUCAACAGUCUAUGCAACCAAUGCAUCCAGACCUGUCAGAGCCGGUGCCUUCAGCACAGUACCAGCCUCAGCAGUCUCAGCAAAAUCAGAAUCCUCAACAGUCUAUGCAGCCAGCGAGUCCAAACAUGGCUCAGCCGGUGCCUCCAGUGCAGCACCGCCCUCGGAAACUUCAGCAACCUACUCAUCCGUUUGCGCAGCCACAGCUGCCAGGGCAAUCUCAUCAGCCUCCACGGUCUAUGCAACCAGCGCAUGCAGACAUGGCGCAGCCGGUGUAUCCAGCACAGAACCAACCCCAGCUUCCUCAACAAACUCAGCAGCCUCAUCAGUCCUGGCAGCCAGCACAUCCAGACGCUGCGCAGACAGUGCAGCCAGCACAGCCCCGAACCCAGCAACAAUGUCAGUAUACGCAGCCAGCGGAAACAGAAAGGGUGCAGCCGGUGCAUUCGGUACCGUCUCAAAUACACCAUGCUCAUCAUGCUCCGCAGCCAGCGCAGCCAGACACGGUGUGGCCGCUGCAGGAUCAACUUGGACAACCUCGUCAGGCUACGCAGCUGGCACAGCCCGAGACUCGGCAACCGGUGCAGCCAACGCAGUACCAAACUGGUCAAACCCGUCUGUCUAUGCGGCCCGAACAGACAGUACGGCCAGAGGCAGUACAGCCGGUGCCGCCGGUGCAGUAUGAACCUGGUCAACCAGUUCACCAACCGUACCUUCAACCUCAGCAGUCCACGCAACCAGGACAGCCGGUGCUGGAUCAGCCUCUGCACGCUCGACAGUCUACGCAGCCGAUACAGCCCGAGACAUGGCGGCCGGCGCAGCCGACGCAGCACCAAGCUCAGCAAUCUCGUGGGUUUACGCAACCAGAACAGGCCGUGCAACCAGAAACAGCAGAACGGAUGCCGCCAGCGCAGCAUGAACCUUGGCAGCUACAUCAUCAACUUCACGUACAACCUCACGAGCCAACGCAGUCAGGGCGUGCAGCCGGUUCGGUCGACACAGCCGGUUCAGUCGAUGCAGCCGGUUCAGUCAACGCAGCCAGUUCAGUCGACGCAGCCGGUUCAGUCGACGCAGCCGGUUCAGUCGACGCAGCCGGUUCAGUCGACGCAGCCGGUUCAGUCGACGCAGCCGGUUCAGUCGACGCAGGCCGGCCAGCCCACGGCACGACCUAUCCAACGACCGGAUUCGCUGCCGCUAUCGUCGGGGGCGUCACCACCAGGAGGCUUCACCACGUCCGGGCCGCCGGCCGGCGCCGGAAAUCCGGAGGCUUCCCCAGAUGCGCGGACGCCAGGGGGUUCGGGGGACCUACAAGGGCAGGGCUCACAUGGCCAUCCGGCCCAUAUUGAGGUGGUGCCGGCCAGGGGUGAUGGCAUUCGAGUGUACAUCGGGUCGGUUCGCGGCUCGAGGAGCGCCUCAAGUUCCGACACGUUCUGGGACUCUGACGGCAACGAAUACAUGACGGCAGCGUCAUCGAUCGGUUCCGGCAUCCUCCGUUCGCACCACGCAGGUGCAGGUUGCGGCCGUUACCACUGGCAUGACCGUCCGGAGAGCUUUGGCGUCGAGCCGCGACGCCAACACCGCCGGUGUGAUGGAGAUCAAGACCACCUGCCACCCAGCACCGGCCAUGCAAGCUCUCCGUUCCUCGGGCCCCGCUCGCUUGCUCCGGCGGUGGACCUUGAGAGGGUAGCGGAGCAAACCUACCGAGAAGGCCGGGGCGACGAGGCGAGAAUCGGCGGCGUCCGGCCCAAAGUGGUUCAGGGUCCCCGACCCUACCGAAGCUCGUCGGACCGUGGCGGUUGCGGAAGCAUGCCUGACGUUGGGCUGGACCAGAUGGGAUAUGGGCGAGACAGAGGUAGGCUUGAUGAGGAGGCCGGCCGUGAGACAGCAUACAUGUACAGGCGGGAGCAAGGUGGUCGGUGCGACGGAAGAUAUGACGAUCUAGAACGACGCGGCAGGGUCCGAGACGGGUCGCACCCGGCUGGUUCUGCCGAUAACGCGCCACCACAAGCGACGUACGCGGAUGCUCGACAGUCUACCGUUCGGUCGAGAGCGUACAUGUAUCCGGAAGAGGGGGCUGAGUCGAGCAACCCGCAAGGUGAUGAUGGCAGGGAAAUUGAUACACUGCACAGCACCGGCCGCGCUCGUCCUUUUAUCAAGAAAUUCAACCAGUCCCGAGGUCUGCUUGGCUACGAGUGUCCUGUUCACAAAUAG
This is a messenger RNA of Drechmeria coniospora, 3438 nucleotides long. RefSeq lists its product as uncharacterized. Bases 1 to 3438 code for a protein of 1145 amino acids. The transcript is spliced from 4 exons. The record is from RefSeq and is a predicted model, not a curated record. Lineage: Eukaryota; Fungi; Ascomycota; Sordariomycetes; Hypocreales; Ophiocordycipitaceae.